Molecule: messenger RNA, 522 nt
Organism: Schistocerca gregaria
Lineage: Eukaryota; Metazoa; Arthropoda; Insecta; Orthoptera; Acrididae
Product: acetylgalactosaminyl-O-glycosyl-glycoprotein beta-1,3-N-acetylglucosaminyltransferase-like
Exons: 2
Coding region: 1-522 (173 amino acids)
Cellular component (GO): membrane
Molecular function (GO): hexosyltransferase activity
Source: RefSeq, a predicted model, not a curated record
AUGAUCACGGUGUCCACGAUGCUGCUUGUGGUGGCGGUGAACACACUGCGCCACACGGAGGCCGAAAACUGGGGGCCGGGAACGGGGACGGGCGCCCGCAUGGAGUGGCUGCGGAGGCAGGGAGCGCGCGACGCGGCGCGCUACGUUCGGCCGGGCCAGCCCACGGCGCUGCUGCCGCCGCCGGCCGGGCUCUGCGCCGGCAGCCCGCCCCCACAGCUGCUGCUCGCCGUGCCGUCCGCCGUGGCCAACCGCGAGCGCCGCGACGCCGUGCGCGAGACGUGGGGGCGGGCGCUGCGCAACUCCAGCCGCCUGCUCUUCGUCACGGGCCACUCCGGCGACGGCCGGUUGCAGGAAGAGCUAAUAGCCGAGGCACUGGUGAACGGCGACAUGCUGGUUGAGGACAUGGUGGACACUUACGACAACCUCACGGUAAAGACGCUGCUCAUGCUCAAGUGGACGGCUGACCACUGCUCUCACGUCUCUUACGUCGUCAAGGUACGUUUUGCUAUAACCGUGGUGUAG